Molecule: messenger RNA, 4688 nt
Organism: Nerophis lumbriciformis (worm pipefish)
Lineage: Eukaryota; Metazoa; Chordata; Actinopteri; Syngnathiformes; Syngnathidae
Gene: rnf11b
Product: ring finger protein 11b
Biological process (GO): ubiquitin-dependent protein catabolic process
Cellular component (GO): ubiquitin ligase complex
Molecular function (GO): ubiquitin protein ligase activity
Source: RefSeq, a predicted model, not a curated record
GCUUCGUGUUGCUACAUCACCGGUCUUUUGAAGCUCUUGGAGCAGCUGUGAAGCAUGCUGAACACUGGGAAGUCCCUGACAGCCGGGAGAGAGAGAGAGAGGGUCUCCGGGUAGGAACUACAACUAGGUUACAAUGAGGGAUGCUAUUUAUUUCUUCGCCUCAAUUCCUCCCUGGAUUUAAAGAGCCAGUUGAUGUUAUUCCACUUAGCAUUGUAGCCUGACCGAGUGUAGGCUCCAAGGCGAGAACAAGCUAGUGUGGUACCAAGCUAGCUCUUUGUGUGGCUAGCUGCUAAGAUGUGUUGUUGUUGUUGUUGUUGAGCCAAGCAGCCUUUUCAUCGUCGGGGAGAGGAAAUAAUCAGUGGAAUUCAGUAGUAUUACACAGGAGAGAAGAGGGGAAGAUCUUUUGCAGAAGAGGAAGGAGGGAAAUGGGCAACUGUCUGAAGUCGCCGACUACGGACGACAUUUCUCUGCUCCAUGACUCUCAGUCUGAUCGUGCCAGCUACGGAGACCUAGACCAGGAGCCGCCGCCCCCUUAUGAGGCGCAGAUACAUAUUCCUAUCUACCACCCUACACCCAGUCAGGCCCGUCUUGCCACCCAGCUGACAGAAGAGGAGCAGGUGCGUAUCGCCCAGCGUAUCGGGCUGAUCCAACACCUUCCGAAAGGUGUUUACAACCCAGGACAGGACGGCACUAAGAAAAAGAUCAGAGAGUGCGUCAUCUGUAUGAUGGACUUUGUGUAUGGGGACCCUAUCCGGUUCCUGCCCUGCAUGCAUAUCUAUCACAUGGACUGUAUAGAUGACUGGUUGAUGAGAUCCUUCACCUGCCCGUCAUGCAUGGAGCCUGUGGACGCUGCACUACUUUCCUCCUACGAGACCAACUGACAAACAAGUGCCCACUGUUAUCCACACAUGCAAACACACACAAAGACACUAGUGUAACUUCCGGAAUUAAUAACAGCAGUCAAGUGUUGGAGGAAUCGUUCAAGAAUAGUGGCCCUGCCGGUCAGGAUUGCGUCUGGGAAAACAUUUGUAACAGGAAGGCAAAGUUAGGAGCAAAAGGACUGUGAUGUCACACAAGACAAUGUCUGUCCACUAUAAUCUCGUCUUUGGAAAUACUGGCUCUGAGCUGCACAUAUCUAAUGACAAAAGGACAGCUGCAGUAUGCAGAGAUCCCCAAUGUGAAAUGUCCAAUUGAUAGUUCUAUAUUUAUUUUAAAUUCAGCAUAAUAGCUGUUUGGUCUCCCACCCCACCUGCAUGGAAAAAAGCUCACCUCAAAAUUCUCCCAGUUUACUCUGAAAGCACAAAUGUUUAUCCCAGCUUCUAUGUGUCCCUUACACAUAUGAAUAUAUGCAGUGAUGAAGACUACAAUAUUUGAAGUGUGUCGGAUGAAAGCCCUGUUUUUAAUUUUUUGCACAAUACUAAUAAUAAUAAUCAACUGUAUUAUUCAUUGUUGGCGACAGUUGAACGUUAUGGCCUUAGUUACAUGUCAGUACAGGUUGUUCUGAGCUGCUAAGGCGCUAUCGCACCAACGCCUGCAAUUAAUCACAAAGAAAUAUUGCAUUAAUCAUUAAUAAACACGGAUUGAUUGCGCAAUUUGUUUUGCUGGUUACCUGAAAGGCGGCACAGCUUUCUAUACAGGAUUUUAGAUAAUACUGUUAACAAGUUUUGAGCCAAUCUUAAUUUAAUCAUCAUUUCAUUCACGUAAAGCAUUUUGAGAAAUUUCUGUGUAUGACAUUUUGACAAAAAUAUUGAAUUUGUGUCAAAAUAUUAGUCUUUUUUUCAAAUUAAUUGGAAUUAGGCGAGCAAGUAUUUUAUUGCAAAUAAUUUUGAUUAAUUGAAAUUUAAACAUGCUGGUAUAUAUGGUCAUGACAUAAUCAUCUUAUAUAAACCAGGAAGUUGCCAGGUAACUAGCAAACACAAAUUGGACGUUUCUUUGGCCUUGGUUGAGGUCCAUGCUCUACGAGACUACUUUGCACAGUCAUGUAUGUGUUUGCAAUCUUCUUCUAGAAUAGAUUGACACUUGGAGCUCAUUUGAACUUUAUUUGAGCUACAUUGCAGCUGAUAGUGGUGCUCUUUCUAUUUAUUGCCAUAAAAAUGACUCAUGGGCGCAAAGACACAGCUGCACAUGAACUUGCCUAACGUCUAGUACGUCUACCCGUUUAUUUGAAAUGGCAGAGUUAACAAGUAGAAUGUUCGGUGUGUUUGUUUGUGUAAGGAUCCUUGUUAGAUAUUCCCUACUUGCAAUAUGCUGAGUGUGUUAUUAUAAUAAACACUGCAACUGAACAACUAUUGCGGUAUAUUUUCACUUCCAUUUUAUUGUCGAUAUUGAAGAAAAGAUUGUAAAUCAUGGGCAAUUGAGUCUGUGACUCAUAAAUCACCAUGACUUGAUAUUGUGUCCUUAGCCGCAGCUUCAUGCACAAACUUGUGCAGUCUGACAGUGUCGUACUGUAUUACUAUUUAUAUUGGGAAACUUCAAAUAGAUCGCUUGAAACAACCCUCUAAUUGAGGAGCAUCACAUUUCAUAAAGCUCUGUGUGGUUAUGUAUUAUUACUAAGUGUAUAGUAUAAACGCAAAGCUCCCAUUUUUCAUUAGUUGAACUCAAAGAUCUAAAACUUUUACUAUAUACCGUACACAAAAUACCUAAUCCUCUCAAAUAAUGUUCACAAAUGUUUGUAUAUCUGUGUUAAUAAGCACUUAUUAUUUGCCAAGAUCAGGCCUGGGCAAUUAUUUUGCCUCGGGGGGCCACAUUUAGAGAACAAAAUGUGUCUGGGGUCCAGUAUAUCUAUUUUUAGGAACACUAAUACAAAACCUCACAAUAAUGUCUGAAUAAAUACUAAAAACGUUAUGACAGACCGCAUUAAAAAACAGAAUGGAAUUAAAAAAUGUUUUACUGAAUGAGACACCCAGAAUGUACAUGAAAAAAAAUAGAUUGGGUUUUAUAAUAUUAACAAUGAACGAUAAAACACUGAAUAUUGACAACAAAUGAACGAAAGUUUAAAAAAUAAACCCACCUAUAAUCUGAUAUAUCACUAAGCUUUAGAACUUUGUUGUAAAAAUCUACUUCUGCGUCUGUCUCUGACACCCAGGCUGGCCACUCUGGAAACACUCUGUGGAAACGCUCCCCACCCAAACUGCUUGGUGCCUCGUAUGACUUAGAUUACCAUAGUAACUAGUACAUAAUGCAAAAGCGCAGAUUCCAACCAUUGAAAUACUUUGUAUAGUUCAAGACUUACGGUCAUUUGAAAACAUCAUAAUGGCAGCUACAGUUUCCAUCUUAAAGAUGUAAAAACAUUUUUUGGAAAUGUCCGGCGGGCCAGAUUGAAAAGCUUAACGGGCUGCAUGCUGCUUCGGGCCUUAAUUUGCCCAGGUCUGGCCAAGAUAAUCCAUCCCACCUCACAGGUGUGGCAUAUCAAGAUGCUGAUUAAACAGCAUGAUUAUUGCCAUAUAUGGCAAGGUUGAAAAGCCAUCCCUGAAACCAUCUCCCACAUACAACACUGUCCUUUCAAGCAUUCAUAAAAGACUCUGCAAUUUGGCCUCCAACAAAUAACAGGAGUUAAAAACAUUCUGGUCACAGAAGAUGACCAGAAUGCUAUUUGUGCAAUUUGUUUACAACUGAAUGGAAUGCUAAUAAUGUAGGGAAUUCCGACCAUUUUGGACUGGUAGUAGUCGAUCCACAGCGAUCGUUCUGCCAGACAAUACCUCACUGCUAACGAGGGGAAAUUACACUUCAACGACUGUCGUUAGUUUUGACAGUUAGGAUUGCUCGGGCACUGAGAAAAGUAGCCCAGAAAUAAAAGUGUGAUUACAAUAUGGGCCUGAUCUUCCAAAGGUUUGCAUGUACUAAAACAGGUGCAAAGUUGAUAGCACAGGCAAAGCUGCUCUACUAGAUUGUGCAUGGAGGAUGCAUCUCUUGAAUGAGCAGAAUAAUGCCUGGAACAUACUCUCACGUCACGUAGCUUGCGUCCCGCCCCGCCGACGUCUUGUUUGAUUUAUAGUUCUUCCGUGGUGGGCGGCGUCAGACUUGUAAUUGUCGUCCAAAACACUAAGGGGCAGUGUCUCCAGAAGGAACAACUGCAGCUGUAUUUCCUUCCUGUGAAGUGACGACAUCGAGCAUCUGUGUCAACACUGGAACUAAUAAUUCACAAUCAUCGGAAUACUUUUAAUGGACGUUUUAAAAUAAAACUGUUAACUAUUUAUAGUAAACGACAUGCUGGUGUUUAUUUGUAUGGUCAUGUUCAGAGUGCACAAAUGUUUGUAAAUAUACCGUGGCUGAAAGAUUGUUGACGGAGAAUGAGACGUGUGUGCAUACCAGAGAAUAUGUGUCGGAAUUAAACCUUUUGUUAGCACAAGAUUGACAAUAAAAGUUGAAAAGAGUGUCGUACUUUGUUACAUUUUUCUGGACGCAACAACAACACAAUAAGUUGAAAAACAACACAUUCAGUAGUUAUUUUACAGUGCAUCGAGAUUAAGUACACAAUAUCAGUUGUCAUGCAAUUGUUUAAUCAUUGUUGUUCAAUUUUAACAAUAUUUUGUGCAUUUCCAGCACAAAAUGCGCCUGUCUUCAGGAACCCUCCUUGGCAAAAACUGACCAAUCACAGCUCUGUGUCGCCGGCGACGCGAACCUAGGAUUUUGGGAGGUGCGGGAGACUAUGCAGGGGGACGAGGAACGACGGCGUUGCUUACGCAAGC